Messenger RNA from Phalaenopsis equestris, 1030 nucleotides. RefSeq lists its product as uncharacterized. The coding region runs from base 55 to 855 and encodes 266 amino acids. The transcript has a single exon. Lineage: Eukaryota; Viridiplantae; Streptophyta; Magnoliopsida; Asparagales; Orchidaceae. The record is from RefSeq and is a predicted model, not a curated record.
CCCACGAUCCCACUAUAAGAACUCCCAUCCCGCAGCACCCGAAGCGAAGCAACAAUGGCGGACCAGCCCCAAUGGGUCACCUUCAACUCUUCCAACUCCGAUUCCGACGAGGCCCUCUCCCUCUCCGACCUCCCCAUCUCCAAACCCAACACCAACAAUCCCGAACAAGACAGCGGCCCCUCGCCCUCAAAAGACGACCAGUUCGAGUUCCGAAUCAUCACCAACGGCAAUCACUCCUCCACCAACCUCACCGACAUGUGCGCCGCCGAUGACGUCUUCUUCCACGGCCAGCUCCUCCCCCUCGGCCCAACACAUCCCGUAUCUCGCUCCGACUCCACCGCAAGCAUCAGCUUCGAUAGUAGCACCAGCGUCAGCCGAAGCCUUUCGUCGAACAGCUGUGCGAGCAGCUCCGAUGCCCCGCAGUCUCUGCUUCGCAUAAGAUCGAACACCUUAUGCGCGUGCCCGAGCCCGAACCCGCGGGUCUGGUCCGUCGGGAGAAACGGCUGCGGGAGAAGAAGCACCGGUUCUGCGCCGCCGGUUGGGUGGGGAUUGUUGAGGUUAGGCGUCGCGAUGGCGCCGGAGAUGGAGCUGAGUGACAUGAGAGUGAGGCUGGCGAGAGGUGGCAGCGGGAAGAAUUUGGAGAAGAGAGGGAAUGCGGUGUGGAGGUUACUGGGAGGUGGAUUGAUGGGGUGCAAGUGUUCCCCGGAGGAUGCAAUUUUGGGGAAGGAUUUGAAGGCGAGGAAGAAGGGGGAAGGAAGGGGAAGAGUUGCAGGGUUGGAGAGAAAGGAGAGGAUGUUUGAGUGGUUGGAGGAGCUUUCACUUGCUAAAGAGCCGUUGAUGAAAUUUAAUCUUUAGCAGAGUUUGAGAUCAGUGGAGAGUUGAUAGAUCGAUUCUGUUCUUCUUCUUCUUCUUGAUUGUUUGGUUAUGUACGGAUCUAUGAAAGUUCUUAUUUUUCGUCGUCUUCUUCUUCUUCUUCUUCGUUUUUGUUUAAAUUUGUGCGUGUUAAAAUGGUAUAAAGGAAGGUUGGCUU